AUGCGAUGCGCGAGCAAGGCCGCCGAGAGCGCGUCUGCACGUCUCUGUGCGGACGCCGAAGCAGAAACAACAGCAACUGAUGUCCCAUCGGUUGCUGUAGCGACUCAGCCUGUGUCACCUGGUGAUGCAGGCGCUGGUCAUGAAGACACUCGUGUCUUCACAGAGUACGAGCUCGGUGUCUCGUACUCUCCUGAUACGGAUGAUGGAUCCGUAUCGACGGCGAUUGAAUCUAAGCCGCCUGCCAAGCGUGGCAUGGACGAUGCUUUGCGUCGCAGCAUCUUUGGUUCAUCUGAUGAAUCAGAUGAACCAUCGCCGAAGCGAAGGCGCUCGAGGUCGCGAGACUCGGGCGCUUAUAGUGAUGUCGGUUCUCCAAUGGACACCACUUCACAGCGAGGUGCCAGUACUUCUGUCGGCACGUCGCAGGAAGAGCGGGACCGCAAUGUGUUGCGUCUCGCUCCUGAGAAGAAGGCAUGGAUGCCUCCUAAAUCAGUCAUGGAUCACUUGUCGGCGACGACGAGUGAUCGUUAUCGAACACGAUUGUUCGAUUCGUCAAGGAUUCAUCACCUUGACCCCAGCGCGAAAAACUAUCGCGCUGAACACGAAUUCUUCAUCGAUGCUUUCUUUAGACAUCGAUGGUACAGUGGGAAUCACAAACGUGAUGGUCCCUCACUACUUCAGGCGUGGAACGCCUACAUCCAUAACCCUGAUGAUGCAGGUCGUGACGCUUGGAACGACAAACUUAUCAAAGCUCGUGUUAAGUUUGAAAAGCGAACUCCGACAGUUGCACGCUACAAGCUGCAUCGGAUUGACAACUUGAAAUCCCUUUACGACCGUGCCGGGAAGACUUUCUCCGGCGGUCCUUCUGCGGCACAGGAUGUGCCGCGUCGUACUGCUCAACCAGACCCAGUACGUCAACCAUCAGUUGGGAGCGGGGCUCCCAAGAAUCCCAGGACGGGGGAUAGCCGCGCCACCGGACGAGAUAACUCGUCCGACGUCCGUUCACGCCGCGGUGGUUCAACAGCUGCUCAACUAGAUAGCGCUGGCCACCGCGAGAGUCCUCUAAUGGAGGUGGAGGAGGAGGAAAGACGCUCUCCACACGAUCAUGUGGAUCGGUGUGUUCCCGAGAGCUUCUUUGAUCGCGUAACGCAAGGGUUACGCGACGAUCUCGAGCAUGAGCGGAAUAGGCGUCUCCAAAUGGCGGACACUGCCUCAAAGCAUCGGGCUGAGUUUGCCUUUGCUCAGCUCGAGAACGAGAGAUCUCUGACAUCUCUUCGUGACGAGCUAAGGGUAGCUCGUGGGAUUGCUGAUCGGUCUCAGGCUGAGAUAAAUGCUCUUCAGACCCUUGUUGAUGCCCACCAUCGGGAGCACAAGACUCUCUGCGAGAUGCUUGAGCGCAAGGGCGUUCUUCAUCGGAAGAAGCAGCGUACUGAUGGUACGGCUUAA
This is a messenger RNA of Peronospora matthiolae, 1443 nucleotides long. The record is from the annotation of a GenBank genome assembly. NCBI's taxonomy places the organism in Eukaryota, Oomycota, Peronosporomycetes, Peronosporales, Peronosporaceae.